Orbicella faveolata is the source of this 1228-nucleotide messenger RNA. RefSeq names its product histone H3-like. Lineage: Eukaryota; Metazoa; Cnidaria; Anthozoa; Scleractinia; Merulinidae. The record is from RefSeq and is a predicted model, not a curated record. Gene Ontology annotation, cellular component: nucleosome. Gene Ontology annotation, molecular function: DNA binding; structural constituent of chromatin; protein heterodimerization activity.
CCAAUCACAAAUGUUAUAGAAGUGUUAAAAAAUUAGUUGACAUAGCAUCAGCCAAUCAUGAGCUUGCAUUUUCUCCGUGCAGAAGUCGCAGAAGUGAGAACUUGUUUUCCUGCACAAUCACACGUGAGAUGGCACCAUAUAUAACUUUGACAAACAAUUUCUUCUUUCACAACACCAAGAAAUCUUGUCCCCGCGUUAGCUCUUCCAUCAAAAUCUAUCGAACCGCAACGAAGAGUUUGUUGACUUGAAAGAAAUGGCUCGCACCAAACAAACCGCCCGUAAGUCAACCGGAGGAAAAGCUCCUCGAAAACAGCUAGCGACCAAAGCGGCGCGAAAGAGCGCUCCCGCAACCGGCGGCGUCAAGAAACCUCACCGUUACAGGCCAGGAACCGUCGCACUGCGAGAAAUCCGACGCUAUCAGAAGUCGACGGAGCUGCUGAUCCGUAAGCUGCCUUUCCAGCGCUUAAUCCGCGAGAUAGCACAAGAUUUCAAGACGGACUUGCGUUUCCAGAGCUCUGCCGUUCUAGCGUUACAAGAAGCCGCCGAAGCCUACCUCGUGGGUCUGUUUGAAGACACCAAUCUUUGUGCAAUUCACGCUAAGCGAGUUACCAUCAUGCCCAAAGACAUUCAACUUGCGAGACGAAUCCGCGGGGAGCGUGCUUAAAUGAUAAAGAUAUCUUGGUACUUACUUAUUUUGUUUUGAGACUGUGUUGCUUUGUAUAUAGUUUACAGAUUUGAAUUCGUAACUAGAUCAACUGUAACAAACUUACCCGGAAUUUCCAAACGCGUGUACUGAACCAACUGAAUGAACUGCAAGAUGUGCAUGGAAUUGUUUGCUUUCGUAUAUAAUCGACGGAACAUGUAAGAUACAAAGGGCGUUUGUAAAUAUAUAUUGUAAAUUUAGCACAGAAUUUUUCAGUUGUAAGAACAUAGCGGGGUCAAGGAGUUAUUUUUACAUUUUCGUUAUACAACACAAGCUAAUUAAAUAUUUGUACGUCCCUAUUUGUCUUGUCUAUAUUCAAUCACGUUGAUUGCUGGUUACACUUUACGCCUGCUUCACGCCUGUCGCUGUUUCAUGCACUUUCGUCUGGAUAUUUCUCUUGAAAUGUUAUUCUACUAAAAAUGGUUAGCAGCAAAGGUUGGUUUUGAAAAAAUAAAACAGUCGUUCCUCCUUUGCAGCAAGGUGCUAAAAACGAUCGUGACAAACACCCCACACGAGUACAUACGA